ACGAAGAUACAGAACAAGCAAAACCUGUAGCAUUGACACAGCUCAGUAGCAACCAUGGAGCCUAGAUUACUCCACCUUGCUCUUCUCCUGCUCCUCGCCUGCGGCGGCAUUAUUGCACCGGCGAGAGGCGCAGGCGGGAGCUGGAAGGUCCUGCAGCGCAGCGUCGGCGUGUCGGCGAUGCACAUGCACCUCCUGCACAACGACCGCGUGAUCCUCUUCGACCGCACCAACUUCGGCCGGUCCAACCUCCCCUUCCCCCCCGGGCACCCCUGCCGCGUGAACCCCCGGGACCGCGUGCUCCCCCAGGGGGACUGCACCGCGCACUCCGUCGAGUACAGCGUCGCGUCCAACACGUUCCGCGCGCUCUCCAUCUUCACCGACACCUGGUGCUCGUCGGGCUACGUCGCGCCCGACGGCACCCUCGUCCAGAACGGUGGGUGGGAAGACGGGUACCGCAAGGUGCGCCUCAUGCCCGCCUGCAAUGGCAGCGACACGAGCUGCGACUGGUCCGAGAAGCCGCAGGACCCGGACGUGCUCGCCGCGGACCGGUGGUACGCCACCAACCAGAAACUCCCCGACGGCCGCGCGAUCAUCGUCGGUGGACUGGGGCAGUCCAACUACGAGUUCUACCCAAAGCCAAACCCUUUUGGUUCUGGUACCUUCUCGCUGCCAUUUUUGGCCGAAACUAACAGUUUGUAUCCAUUCGUACAUCUCAACAUAGAUGGCAACCUUUUCAUCUAUGCCAACAAUCGUGCCAUUCUGUUCGACUACAAGAAUGGCAAGAUUGUCCGGGAGUAUCCUGUGCUCCCCGGCGCCGAGCCGAGGACCAACCCGAAUGCGGGCUCGUCGGUGCUGCUCCCCCUGAAGCCCAACCCCACCGAGGCCGAGGUGCUGAUUUGUGGGGGGGCACCGAACGGCUCCGUCGACGCCGUGCAGAGGAACACCUUCCUCCCGGCGCUGGUGACGUGCGGGCGGAUCAAGAUUACCGACCCUAAGCCGUCGUGGGUCAUCGAGAAAAUGCCGUCGCCGCGGGUGAUGGGGGACAUGAUCCUGCUGCCCAACGGCGAGGUAGCGAUCAUCAACGGCGCCAAGGACGGCAUCGGCGGGUGGGAGUCCGCCAAGACCCCGGCUAAGGCACCCUUCAUUUACCGGCCGGACCGUUCCCUUGGGAGCCGGUUCGAGGAGCAGACCGCGGCGAGCACUGCGCGGAUGUACCACUCCUCGGCGGUGCUCCUCCGUGACGGCCGCGUGCUCGUGGGCGGCAGCAACCCGCACCAAUUCUACGUCUUCAACAACGUGGAGUUCCCCACCGAGCUCGGCCUCGAUGCAUUCUCGCCGGGGUACCUCCACCCUUCCAACGACGCGCUCCGUCCCAAGAUCGUCAGCCCGUCCCCAGCAAGUGUGACAUACGGGCAGCUGGUGAAGCUGCAGUUCACGCUUCCGGCCACCGGAAUAGUUAAAAUGCCCGCCGCUCUUGGCAAACCGUUGGUUACAAUGGUCGCGCCGUCGUUCACGACGCACUCGUUCGCUCAGAACCAGAGGCUGCUGUUCCUCCAGGUGAAAGAGUUAGGGAAGCCGCUGACCCGUGACGACGCCUUCGAGGCCUCCGUGGUGAUGCCGUCCAAGCCGGAAUUGGCGCCACCGGGCUACUACAUGGUGUGCGUCGUGAAUGAGCUGCUCUUCGUGAAUGGCAAGAGUAGUGUGGCUGAGCGCUUUCCCAGCGAGGGGAUCUGGGUCCACAUACAGUGACAGCAAAGGGGUUACAGAAGGAUUGUUUCAUUCCAUGAGCUAUUAUACGAUCUAACUGAUUGGAACCACCCGAUCUUGAAUCGUACACGAGUUGUAAGAAAAUGGUGGUACCUGUAUUUUUUUUUCUUGUUUCAUUUUAUGCAUCAUGUAAUCAGUUCAAAA
Phragmites australis (common reed) is the source of this 1911-nucleotide messenger RNA. RefSeq names its product aldehyde oxidase GLOX-like. The transcript has a single exon. Lineage: Eukaryota; Viridiplantae; Streptophyta; Magnoliopsida; Poales; Poaceae. Bases 55 to 1749 code for a protein of 564 amino acids. The record is from RefSeq and is a predicted model, not a curated record.